Messenger RNA from Cuscuta campestris, 1352 nucleotides. The record is from the annotation of a GenBank genome assembly. NCBI's taxonomy places the organism in Eukaryota, Viridiplantae, Streptophyta, Magnoliopsida, Solanales, Convolvulaceae.
AUAACAAUUUAUAUAUAUAUAUAUAUAUAUAUAUAUAUAUAUAUAUAUAUAUAUAUAUAUAUAUAUAUAUAUAUAUAUAUAUGGCGACCAUCUUCUAGCAAUGGCCACCACUCUCCCUCAUCCCCGAAGCUUCAACGACAUUGCUAUCAAGGGCGACUACAAACCAGCGACGAAAUACAAAGGCCAAUCGGCUAUAUCCUUCUCAGAUGAAGAAAUCAACAAUUUGUCUGCUAGGUUUGUUCGCACAAUUGUGGGUCGAUUCACCAAGGGUAGACCAUGCCGAAUCUCAAAUUUUGAUUCCCCAUUGAUUCCAGUUUGGAUUAGUCUUGAAGGUCUUCCCAUUCAUCUUUUUGAUUCUCUGGCUUUAUAUUCCAUUGCCAAUUCGAUUGGUAAACCACUGAAAACUGAUGCUGCAACAGCAUGCUUGUCAAGGCCAUCUUUUGCACGUAUUUGUGUUGAGGUUGAUACUAGUAAGGAACUGCCCCAUGGUGAAGAUCUCCCUGAAUACUGCCCCUCUUGCAAAUCCUUUGGACACAAAAACUGCAAAAAAGCCACGAGAUCCUCUAGAUGGUUGGUGAAGGAAUCGCCAGGGACUGGGAAUACAGCUCUUGCUGUAGCCGUCCCUCUAUUGCAAACGGUGGACACCACCUUAAAACUUGUGGCAAAACAAGCUGAUGAACAGAUACAAGAACCUGGAGCUGAAACCCUUGAAAUAGAUCAUGAGGUACAAUCUGCAAGCGACAUGUAUACAAAUAUGGCAAGAGUUGAAGCUUUGGAAACCACCAUUGUUAAUGGUAGGGAUGUUAUGGCUCCCGAGCCAGCUGGCAGUGCUGAAGUCAAAACUGUGUUGGUAGAGCUUGAACAAAUCUGUGUUGGUGAGGAUGCUCAGGAGACCAUCCAAAAUCCAACUUACAUCGACCCUAAUUCCGAGAAUGAACAAAGCUGUGUGGCACACAAACUGUCCCCCAAGACAGAUUUGGAAGGCACACAGUACAAAGAAGAAUUCCCUCCCUUAACUAUAACAACGGGGGAUUUUCCAGCCCAAAAUUAUAAUAGUGAUGCACACACUCUUUCCCUCAAGAAAGAGAUGGAUGGCACGCUAUCCCCUUCUAUCAAAGGAGAUGAUGAAACUAUUUCUGAUCCUUCUUUUAGACAAGUUUUUUCCCACCUAUAACUAACAAUGCAGGUAAUGACCAAACUACUAUCGGCCCUGUUCUUCAAUCUUUUGAGGUGGACGGACAGCACUAUGAAAUCAGGUCCUAUGAAGAAGCGGAGACAAGUAACCUAAGGGAGGACCCUAACGACUUCCAAGAUGUCUAGAACAGACGCAGCAAAAAAGCGGGGAAGAGGGG